Messenger RNA from Tigriopus californicus, 2066 nucleotides. It is a transcript of the gene pip, whose product is annotated as heparan sulfate 2-O-sulfotransferase pipe-like. Gene Ontology annotation, molecular function: sulfotransferase activity. Gene Ontology annotation, cellular component: membrane. The coding region runs from base 698 to 1810 and encodes 370 amino acids. Lineage: Eukaryota; Metazoa; Arthropoda; Copepoda; Harpacticoida; Harpacticidae. The transcript has 10 exons. The record is from RefSeq and is a predicted model, not a curated record.
ACCUCUUUCAAAGACUCAAGACCCUUCUAUUCAGUCACGAUCGGACAGAGAGCUUUUUCACCUAUAGCCCGUCGUCCCCUGGCUUCACCCCGCCCGGGACCCCAGAAGACGGAAAAUUGGAUUCGACGCUCUCCUUAUGCAAGGCCUAACAUUCACCUAUGUAUUGUUAGGUACUCGUAUGUGCGUGUGGUUGCUGGCCAGAUCACCAAAGUCUGCAGGUUCUGCCAACCCGAAGAGAGCAGCGGUACAUUUUCUUCUCAGCCAGAGUCCCUUUGGCCCCUCGAAGUAUUCCAUUCGUCUUCAUAGCAGAGUAUCUUGGUUGGGCCGGCAUCUGCGGACGAUAGAUAUCUUCCUUUCCACAAGGAGAAAGACGAACCGAGUCUCGACGAACCAUGGCAUGAGACGGUAAAGAGAAAUGAAUGUGAGUGAAUAUCGUGUGGUUGGCUGGUUGGUUGGCUUCUUGCCUUCCUGGGAGAAGAAGCACAACCAAGAACGAGGCUUCAGGCGAGACGACAUCGGAAGCCAGGAGUACUGAGGUAUUUUGGAAGACGGUCGGCCGCCGAGCCCGUGCGACCACCGACCACUCAACCACAAUUCGGCCUUUUUCUCUUCACAUCCAUCUUGUUCAUCCGAGCGAGGUUCACGCUACCCAAACUCGACGACGUUAGUCAAUGCAAUCGGAAGAUCUUCAUUAGCCAUGAAGCUCUUGAGACAAUACUUUCCUAAACGAUUAAGUGAACUUGUUGCUUUGGUGUCGCUCUCGGCCACGGUAUUUCUUUUUAUUCACACCCGAUCGCUCACAAAUCGAUUACAAGAAGUCCAAAGGCCCUACGAGUCAUCCGUUGGAGACGCAGUGUACGAAUUUGUCAAUGAGGAGAAGCCACAUCAUUCGAGGGAGCUCAACACGGCACCCGAGGUCUAUUAUGGGAAGCUGGAUGCCAACGAGCUGAACAAUACGAGGAAGGCCACCAAAGAUGUCCUUUUCUUCAAUCGUGUCCCCAAGGUGGGCUCGCAAACCACGAUGGAACUCCUCAAGUCCUUGUCCAUAAAGAAUGACUUUCAUUAUCACAAAGAUAGAACGCAGAAAGUAGAAACCAUCAAACUCACGUACAACGAAGAGAAAUGGUUGGCCAAUCUGAUCAAUUACUUUGAUCCUCCGUCAGUUUAUGUGAAGCACGUUUGCUACGUUAAUUUCACUCAGUUCGACCUACCCACACCGAUUUACGUCAAUUUGGUGCGUGAUCCAGUUGAGCGUGUGAUCUCCUGGUACUAUUAUGUCAGAGCUCCAUGGUAUUUCGUGGAGAGGAAAAGGGCUUUCCCCGAUCUACCCCUUCCCAACCCCAAUUGGCUGCGAAAGGAUUUUGAGACUUGCGUCCGGACUUUCGAUCCGGAAUGUCGCUUCAUUCCCGGCUUAAAACGGGAUGGAUUUGGUGAUCAUAGGCGGCAAACCAUGUUCUUUUGCGGGCAUGGGGAUGAAUGCACGGGCUUUAACACUGAGAUUGCCAUGAAGAAGGCCAAGGAGAAUGUGGAAAAGAGUUAUGCCGUGGUGGGCGUUCUUGAAGAAUUGAACAAGACCUUGACCGUCCUGGAGCAUUAUGUCCCACGUUUCUUCAAAGGAGCCCUGGACACAUAUUGGAAUGAGGUUCAUGUGUUUUCCAAGAUCAAUCGCAAUAUUUACAAGCCUCCAGUGGCUGAGGCCACCAAAGAGAUUGUGCGGAAGAACUUCACCCGCGAGAUUGAAUUUUUCGAUUUCUGCAAACAACGACUCCACAAGCAGUAUUUGGCUUUGAACCUAGAUAAGAAGCCAUAGGGAGUGUGAUGCUUUUGCCCUAAUUUUGAGACUCAUCCAUCCUUCCAAUAUUCCACCACCAUACUGGAUCCAAGCUAAUCCAGGCUGACGUUCCACACCGACCGAUAUAAAAGUGGAAAUUGGUUUUUCCAUUUUGUUCUUUCCCUUCCAUUUCGUAUUCGAGUUUUUGGUGUUGUGAAAUGAACUGUUUCAACCUUGCAUUGUGGAUCUUGUGAUCCUCUUGAGUGUUCAAUAAAUUUGACUUCAUAUCUUUCAA